AUCGAGAAGUGCCUGCACCCUGUGCCUUUCAUCCACACUAAUUUGGCUGCAGUGACUCUCGUUCAAGGGACAGUCACUUUGGAUAGCUUAUUACAACUCUUCUCACAACAUUCCUGGCUCACAUGUCACAAGUCUCUAGGAUCAAGAGCCAAAUCCCCCUUCUCCUGUGAAUGACCGCUGAGGAAGACAAUGAAUGAGGCGAAGGAGUCUCUUCGAAACAUUGAGCAGAAGUACAAGCUCUUCCAACAGCAACAGUUCACCUUCAUCACCGCUCUGGAGCACUGCAGGGAGAACGCCCACGACAAGAUCCGGCCCAUCGCCAGCAUCGGACAGGUGCAGAACUACACGGAGCAUUACUGCAACAACUCCACAGACCGGCGCAUUCUGCUCAUGUUCCUGGACAUCUGCGCAGAGCUGAACAAGCUGUGUCAGCACUUCGAAGCCCUCCACUCCGGCACCCCAGCCACCAACAACCUGCUUGAGAAAUGCAAAUCCCUGGUUAGCCAAAGCAACGACCUGAGCAGCCUCAGAGCAAAGUACCCUCACGACGUGGUGAACCACCUCAGCUGUGACGAGGCCAGGAACCACUACGGAGGUGUCGUCAGCCUCAUCCCCAUCAUCCUGGACUUAAUGAAAGAAUGGAUCGCCCACUCAGAGAAGCUGCCCCGCAAAGCCCUGCAGCAUGGGGCAACUUAGCUUCUGUGUUCUUGCUUCCUCGGGGGCGACCGUCAAGAAUAAAAAGUGUUUUCCCAUCUCUCUGCCUGGCUUGGUUACCUGGGAGUUAUCCCUUCUUUAUUUACCUUGACACCUCAGAGGACACUGGCCAGUAGCCUCACAAGCAAAACCAUGAGCAAAGAGCAACCACUAUAGACAUUUGCUCUCGGGGGGUUCAUGCCAAAGACCCACAGACCAGCUCGUAACUGGCAUUCCGUAGUUAGAAGCUGUUCAGACAGGAAUCUGAAUAGACAUCUGAAUUUUCCAGACGAAAUAAAAAACUGCCACCUCUG
Molecule: messenger RNA, 1007 nt
Organism: Odobenus rosmarus divergens (Pacific walrus)
Lineage: Eukaryota; Metazoa; Chordata; Mammalia; Carnivora; Odobenidae
Gene: SPACA9
Product: chromosome unknown open reading frame, human C9orf9
Exons: 5
Coding region: 190-696 (168 amino acids)
Cellular component (GO): ciliary base; acrosomal vesicle; sperm flagellum
Source: RefSeq, a predicted model, not a curated record